Messenger RNA from Rangifer tarandus platyrhynchus (Svalbard reindeer), 300 nucleotides. The record is from the annotation of a GenBank genome assembly. Lineage: Eukaryota; Metazoa; Chordata; Mammalia; Artiodactyla; Cervidae.
AUGGACGGGAGCGAGCAAAGGCCCUGGAGCUUUUCGGAAGAAGGGCAGCCAAGGUCAGGAGUGGUGGAAGGUGGAGUGACAAGCAGGGCUGCAGGCAGGCUUUGGAGUGGAAGUGGAGAGCGCAGCGUCACCCCGUCCCUCCGUAUCUUUAAGGAAACAAACCUUUACCGGACACGGGCCAGGGGCCAGGGGCCAGGCACUGCCCUGAAGAUGGGGGAGGCAAGGAAGAAUAGCAGCACCCUCUCAGACAGGAGGAUUCUGGAGUCAAACGGCCUGUGUGGCCUUGGGCAAGUAACUUAA